This is a messenger RNA of Physella acuta, 1949 nucleotides long. RefSeq names its product adhesion G protein-coupled receptor E5-like. Gene Ontology annotation, biological process: cell surface receptor signaling pathway; G protein-coupled receptor signaling pathway. NCBI's taxonomy places the organism in Eukaryota, Metazoa, Mollusca, Gastropoda, Physidae. Gene Ontology annotation, molecular function: G protein-coupled receptor activity. Gene Ontology annotation, cellular component: plasma membrane. The record is from RefSeq and is a predicted model, not a curated record.
GAUUCAUUUUUGACAGAUUAGCUUUUUUUUUUUUGAUUUUCAGACUGUACACUGAUUGGACUUGUCAUUUAUAAAAAAAUGGGAAGCAAAGUUAAAAUAGAACAAGAAAGGCACAACCGAACCCUGGAGCAACCAAUUAAAGAAUUGGCAUCAGACAUAAUAUCGAUUGUUUCAAAUAGGAGCAGCGUUGAUUUGGUUGAAAUCACAUUUAACCUAUUAAAUAAUAUUACAUCAGAACACCUAGAGUGUGCUUUCCUGGACACCAGUGACAGUGUGAAUAAUCCAAAUGUUUGGUCAACAAGAGGUUGCUCACUUGUAAAAAGAAACGCUACUCAUGUCAUUUGCAUGUGUGACCAUUUGACUACAUUUGCAGUACUGAUAAGUAGUUAUCAGAAGGAAGAACCAUAUGAACUGAACGUGUUAACACAGGUUGGAUGCUCACUCUCUAUAGCCAGCCUCACAGUAACGAUUGUUGUUAACAUAGUAUUGUGGGGAGAAAUAAAAGACAGUGCAACAAUUCUGCAUAUCAAUAAAUGUUCACUGCUUCUUGUGGCAUAUGUAACAUUUGUGGCAGGAGUAGACAAAACAAGUAACACAAUAGUCUGUAGACUGGUUGCUGUCAUUCUGCAAUUUACACUCACAGGAAGCAUGUUUUUCAUGCUUGCUGAAGCAAUAGAGCUCUACAAAAAUGUUGUCCUGAUUUUUUAUACUAGGUCUAUUCUUAAAUAUUUGUUAAUAGUUGCUUAUGGUUUACCGACAGUGAUAGUGACAGCAUUUGUGGGUGCCACACAGGGCCACGGUUAUGGUGAUGAGAGAAGAUGUUGGGUAAAGGUGGACACAUUUCUGUUUUGGGGCUUUAGUGGAAUAGUCAUUGGUGUCUGUUUGGCUAAUUUUGUUAUACUUGUUAGAGUAAUGUACAAAAUUCAGACAACCCAAAUAAUAAGGAGGAAGUCAUGUAAAGUAAAAAUCAUAACUGCAAUAAGGGCUCUAGCUGUUUUAACUCCCCUUCUUGGUGUCGGUUGGAUUAUUGGUGUUUUUGCUGUGAAUGAAUACACCAUGAUUUUUCAAUACCUUUUUACAAUAAUGUGCUCCUUUCAGGGGUUUAUGAUCUUCUUAACACAGACAGUAUUUAAUAAAAAGGUGAGACAAGGACUUAAGAAAAGGUUUGCAAGAGCUACUGCUAUGUGCACAAGGGUAUGUGGAUGUGAUUCAAUCACACAACAGGACAUUGGUUUAACUAGAAGGAGGAAACCUAGGCAUGAUCUCCUUAUGUUGGCGCACAAGGUAUAUCUCCCCCGGCAAAUGACAGCAGAAAGCACUUUGCCACUUGAUCAAGAAUUCUCCCAACAUUUGUCAGUGGCAGAUAUGACAUCAGCUUCCAGAGAUGUCCCUCAGAAAAUGACAGCAGAAAGCACUUCGCCACUUGAUCAAGAAUUCCCACAACAUUUGUCAGAUAUCACAUCAGAUUCCCAAGACAUCUAUGAACAGAAUACAUCAUACUUCAUAACAAGAUUGUAGACAAGAAUGAUGACAUUUAAAAAAAAAAGACACAGAAAAUAAAGCAGACAGUCAUUGAACUUAUAUCAAGAUCCUAAGUUUACACAAUUGAAGUGCAGAAAGUGGAUUUAUUGCCUUAAUAAACAUUUUGUAAAGUUUAUAGAGUGGAACACACUUUCUUGACUGGUUAAGAACUACAGACAGAAUGCAAUAAGCUACACAGACAAAAAGUCAAGUUAUUAGAUUUAUUAUACUUCACUGUAAAAUGAUUUAGUAGUUUUCCAAACCACAACGCAGGCAUUUUCUUGGCUUCAGUUUUGUUGUCUAACCUUCAGUAUAAUCAAUUGUUCUGAUUCAUAUUUUUUUUAAUACUAGUACCUUGUCUGUCACUACAAGAAUACUCAAAUUGUAUUGGUUCAUUUCAUUUAUUGUCACACUAUUUUAAUUAUUCU